Messenger RNA from Saccharomyces mikatae IFO 1815, 2652 nucleotides. RefSeq names its product Zn(II)2Cys6 transcription factor domain-containing protein. The record is from RefSeq and is a predicted model, not a curated record. Gene Ontology annotation, molecular function: zinc ion binding; DNA-binding transcription factor activity, RNA polymerase II-specific. Lineage: Eukaryota; Fungi; Ascomycota; Saccharomycetes; Saccharomycetales; Saccharomycetaceae. Gene Ontology annotation, cellular component: nucleus. The coding region runs from base 1 to 2652 and encodes 883 amino acids. Gene Ontology annotation, biological process: positive regulation of transcription by RNA polymerase II. The transcript has a single exon.
AUGAUGGACAUGCAAGUGAGAAAAGUGAGGAAGCCGCCUGCCUGCACCCAGUGCAGGAAGAGAAAGAUCGGGUGCGACAGGGCAAAACCAAUAUGUGGGAAUUGUGUCAAAUAUAACAAACCGGACUGCUUCUAUCCAGAUGGACCCGGUAAGAUGGUUGCUGUGCCCUCUGCAUCUGGAAUGUCCACGCACGGCAAUGGCCUAGGUGCCAACCAUUUCAAUCAGGGAAACGGUGUAAAUCAGAAAAACGUGAUGAUUCAAACGCAGUAUCCGAUAAUGCAAACGUCGAUGGAAGCUUCCAGCUUCUCAUUUAACCCCUCUGUGGAUACCGCAAUGCAGUGGAACAAAGCUGCUAGCUAUCAAAAUAACAAUACCAAUAAUAACACUGCUCCUCGUCAGAAUAGUAGUAACAUUAAUGGUACUGCUCAUGGCAACACUAUUGUGAGGAGUGAUAGUCCCGAUGUACCCUCCAUGGAUCAAAUCAGAGAAUACAACACGCGAUUGCAACUGGUUAAUGCGCAAGGCUUUGACUAUACGGGUCACACCUACUCUUACAAUAUUGGUAUGAACCAGGAUUCGGCAGUUUUCGAUUUGAUGACUUCUCCAUUUACUCAAGAGGAAGUACUGGUCAAAGAAAUAGACUUUUUGAAAAACAAAUUGGUAGAUUUACAAAACUUACAACUGAAAAGCUUUAAAGAAAGGUCGAAUUCAAAUGCCGGUAGUUCCACCACUAACAAAAGUGGCAAGACAAGUGACAACGCUAAAAAAAGUAAGAUUGGUGGUAAAAGAACUGAGUUUGAACAUCCAAAUUCUGAACCCUCCACGUCUUUACAAAAAUGCUUUACAGCCUUAGCAUUGACAGACGUUCAAAGUUUAGUUCAGGUGAAACCUUUGAGGGAUACUCCUAACUAUCUUUUCACCAAAAACUUCAUUAUCUUGAGAGAUCAUUACCUUUUCAAGUUCUAUAAUAUUUUGCACGAUAUCUGCCAUAUCAACCAGUUCAAAAUUAAUCCCAAUGUCGAUAAUAGUCACCAGGAAUUUACCGAAGUUGGCAAGGUGAACUUUCCAUCAAAAGCAGCAAUUAUUGAUAUGUUAAACUCUGAAAUGGUCGGGAAUCUCAAUAUUGAAGAGUUUUUGCCAAUCUUAGACAAGACCAACUUACUGGAAUUUGUUAAUGAAUCUUUUCCAAAUGGCGAGUCCUGUUCUUCCUUCACAACUAAUAACCUUCCUUUAUCCCAACUGACUAAAUUAGGUCAGUUGACUGUGCUGUUGUUACUUUUGAACGAUUCAAUUACUUUAUUCAAUAGGCAGGCCAUUAAUGUUGACGUCUUGAAAUUACUAAACAAUUUGAGGUUGAUUCGGAGCCAAAUAACAUUGAUAGAUCUUGAAUCUUAUGAUCAAGAGACAAUCAAAUUCAUCGCAAUUACAAAGUUUUAUGAAUCUUUGUAUAUGCAUGAUGAUCAAAAAUCUAACUUGGACGAAGACCUGAAUUGUCUGUUAAGCUUUCAGAUAAAUGAUUUUAAAUUAUUUCAUUUUUUAAAAAAAAUGUACUACUCAAGACAUUCACUUCUAGGUCAAUCUUCAUUCAUGGUAUCCACUACUGAAAACUUAUCCCCAAUACCUUCUUCCAUUGAUACAAAUGAAAUUCCUUCAAUUGCUAACGAUUUAGAAUUAUUGGAAACACAAACAAAAUUGAUAAAUGCUCUGCAAGAUAUUCCUUUCUAUUUGCCAGUAGAUUUGGCUCAAGUUGAAAGUUUAUUAGAAACACUAACUACCGGUGUCAGUAAAUUAUUGGGCUCAUAUGAAAAUGAUAACGAAGUCGGUAGAGAGUGGAAAGAUACUUUGAAUUUUUUUAAUACCAUUGCGUAUACAAAUUUUUUCUUUUUUAUUCAAAACGAAUCAUCAUUAUCCAUGGGAGUUCAACAUUCUCUUCACAACGAUAAGGCAUCAAGUUCUGGAAAGUGCGCAAAGAAUCUGAUGAAAAUUAUUUCUACUAUGCGAAUUUUUUAUUCAGUGUCAUUUAAUUUCAUUUUUCCAAUUAAGUCGAUAAGAUCGUUUUCAAGUAUCGAAAAUCAUUUCAAUUCCAGUGGUAAUGAGUUUUUAUUCACACACCAAUUUAUUCAAAUCUUACAGAAUUUCAUAAUGAUAACAUUUGCUAUUUUCCAACGUUGUGAAGUGAUAUUAUAUGAUGAGUUUUAUAAGAACCUUUCGAACGAAGAAAUUAACGUUCAAUUACUUUUGAUUCAUGAUAAAAUUUUGGAAAUUUUGAAAAAACUAGAGAUUAUCAUAUCUUUUUUACGAAAUGAGAUGAAUAACAACGAUAACUUUCAACCUAACAAAAGUUUCAACAAAGCUUUGAAUCUGGUCAAAUACAUGUUGAGAUUCAGCAAGAAAAAACAAAAUUUUGCGAGGAACUCGGAUAAUAAUAAUGCCACAGAUUAUAGUCAGUCAGUGAAAAAUAAAAACGUACUCUUGAAGUUCCCUGUCAGUGAACUAAACAAAAUAUAUUUGAAAUUCAAGGAAAUUUCAGAUUUCUUAAUGGAAAGGGAAAUUUUCCAAAAGAAUAUAAUAAUUGACAAGGAACUAGAAUCAGAUAAUCUAGGUAUUACUACGGCAAACUUCAAUGAUUUCUAUGAUGCAUUUUAUAAUUAG